Messenger RNA from Pseudoliparis swirei, 997 nucleotides. RefSeq names its product transmembrane 4 L6 family member 5. Lineage: Eukaryota; Metazoa; Chordata; Actinopteri; Perciformes; Liparidae. Gene Ontology annotation, cellular component: membrane. The record is from RefSeq and is a predicted model, not a curated record. Bases 111 to 734 code for a protein of 207 amino acids. The transcript has 4 exons.
CAGCAUUAACACUGACCUCUGACCUCAGGAGACGAGGAUCAGCAUUAACACUGACCUCUGACCUCAGGAGAGGAGGAUCAGCAUUAACACUGACCUCUGACCUCUGACAGAUGUGUGUGUCCAGCUGUCUGAGGUGUGUCGCCGUCUCUCUGGUUGCCUUGGCAAUCGUCUGCAUGCUGUCCAACAUCCUACUCUUGCUUCCUGAACUGAAGUUCCACUUCCUGUUGGAGGGUCAUGUGACCAGAGAGGCCACCUGGGCCACAGGCCUGUGGGGGUCCGGCUUCCUGGUGGUUCUGGGCGCUCGGGCGUCGGGGCGGAGCAGCAGAACCCGAGGCUGCUGGGCCUUCCGGCGCCAGAUGGCCGGCCAGCUGCUGUCCUCGUGUGUGUGUGCGCUGGCUGCUGGCUGCUGCUGCCUGGUCAGCGCCUCUGGCCUCUCCCAGGGGCCUCUGUGUCUGCACAACACCACCGCCACGCCCAGCUGGGGGGUCCCACUGCAGCCCCACCCAGACCGUCAUGCAGGCUACCUGUACAACAGGACGUGGUGGGGGGGGGUGUGUCUGGCGCCCAGCGGGGUGGUCCAGUGGAAUGCAGUUCUCUUCAGUGUGAUGGGGGGCGCCAGCGGGCUGCAGGUGGUCUUCUGUGGUGCCAACAUCCUCAACUCACUGCUGGGCCUGACCCUGGGACCGGGCCUCUGCAACGGCACGGUCUGUGUUUGGUCUCAUGCUGGAUCUUGAACGAGGAAGAAACUCUUCAUAAUGUAAAGUUCUAAAAACUUUUAUUUUGGCGGGACCCUCUUAUUGUUAAAACUCAAAGAUAAUUCAUUGAAACACAACUCAACCUUGUUUACGCAGAAAUAUUAUUUAUUGUUUUAUUUUUAAAUGAUUGUUUGAGUCGUUUAACAUUUGUAUUUAUUAAUUAUUUAUUGUUUAUGUUGAAAUGUGUUUGAUGUUGUUAAAUCUGUAAUAAUUAAUAACAAUUAAAGAAAAAUCAGUUUGCU